Molecule: messenger RNA, 661 nt
Organism: Perognathus longimembris pacificus (Pacific pocket mouse)
Lineage: Eukaryota; Metazoa; Chordata; Mammalia; Rodentia; Heteromyidae
Gene: Dad1
Product: defender against cell death 1
Exons: 3
Coding region: 84-425 (113 amino acids)
Biological process (GO): protein N-linked glycosylation
Cellular component (GO): oligosaccharyltransferase complex; membrane
Source: RefSeq, a predicted model, not a curated record
ACCCGCGGACCCGGAGGUGCGCCUGCGCGCUCGCUCCUGCCGCGGUGGCCGACGCGUGUGGCCGGAGUCUCCCGCGAGCAGUCAUGUCGGCGUCGGUGGUGUCGGUCAUCUCGCGGUUCCUGGAGGAGUACCUGAGCUCCACCCCACAGCGGCUGAAGCUGCUGGACGCCUAUCUCCUGUACAUCCUCCUGACCGGCGCGCUGCAGUUCGGCUACUGUCUCCUCGUGGGGACCUUCCCCUUCAACUCCUUCCUGUCGGGCUUCAUCUCCUGCGUGGGGAGCUUCAUCCUAGCGGUUUGCCUGAGAAUACAGAUCAACCCCCAGAACAAAGCUGAUUUCCAAGGCAUCUCCCCAGAGCGAGCCUUUGCUGAUUUUCUCUUUGCCAGCACUAUCCUGCACCUUGUUGUCAUGAACUUUGUUGGCUGAAUUGAUCCCAGGAGACUGGAAGAAGGUUCACUUUUUGAUGUGCCCUGGAUAAGAGUUCUCAAGAAGACAACUUGAUGAACAUGUGGAGUCUUCAGAUUAGUUUUCAUUACUGACUGGUUUGAUGUGCUGGCAGAGAGCCUGGAGAAAGCACCAUUGUAACGCACAUUUACCUUGAGCUCUGUCUUCGCCUAAGUGGAACCUUUUACUUUCCGAAUUAAAAACUCUAUGCUACUCUU